GAAGAAUAGACAGCGAAUUUAAUAAUUCCAGGGUCCAUCUAUUAAUUAAUCAAUCAAUUGACCAAGCAGGUACCUACCUAGUUGGUCAACCCUCCGCCCCUCCAUUGAAGCUUCCCCGCCAAACAAACACCCGCAACCGUCCAUCCAUCCAUCAUCCAUCCUACAACUACAACAAUCAUUCCACGCAACACCCACGAUACCCAAUACUUAAUCUCCAACCUACACACAACACUCGGAAGCCUCUAAUCGCUUUCCACCUACAUGCCCACCACGCGCAGCCAAAAGAAAGAAGCCCAAAUGUCCGAAGCCCUCCGCAUCUUCUUCUCCUCCCCGCGCUUCGCCGUCGCGGGCGCAAGUUCCGACACCGCAAAGUUCGGCCACAAAGUGUUCGCAUGGUACCUCCAACACUCGCUCCCCGUCACGCCCUUGAACCCACGCGCACCCACCAUCACCGCGCUCUCCGCGGACCACGAGACCGUCGCCUCGCCGUCGAAGCUCGCGGACCCGUCCUCGUACUCCUUAUCCGUCAUCACGCCCCCCGCGGUCACCAAGAACCUACUCAAGGAGGCGAAGGAGGCGGGCGUGCCGGCGGUGUGGCUGCAGCCGGGGACGUUCGACGACGAGGUGUUGGAGUAUGCGAGGAGGGAGUUUAAGGCGGCGAUUGCGGGGGAGGGCGGGAACGGCGGGGAGGGGUGGUGUGUGCUUGUGGAUGGGGAGGAGGGGUUGAAGAUCGCGGGGAGGGAGUGGAGUCGGUUGUGA
Aaosphaeria arxii CBS 175.79 is the source of this 759-nucleotide messenger RNA. Its product is annotated as NAD(P)-binding protein. The transcript is spliced from 2 exons. The record is from RefSeq and is a predicted model, not a curated record. NCBI's taxonomy places the organism in Eukaryota, Fungi, Ascomycota, Dothideomycetes, Pleosporales. The coding region runs from base 262 to 759 and encodes 165 amino acids.